AUGUCGCAAGCCCAACCAUCGACCCCGAACGAUUCACCUGAACGGCGUGCUGUAAAACGAGCUCGUAUGGAUUCAAAACCAGGAGACGACGACCAAACGUCAUUGAAUACCUCAAACAAGGGAAACAACUCGGACAGAUUCUGGUUUGACGAUGGGAAUGUUGUGCUCCUUGUCGAAGGCACUCUAUUUCGGGUGCAUCGCGGCGUACUCGCACGACACUCGCCAGUAUUUCGCGAUAUGUUUAAGCUCCCGCAACCGCCGCUCAGCCAGGAGGAUAUGGUCGAUGGAUGUCCCACUGUUGAAUUUCAUGGCGAUAGAAAAGAAGAUUGGGUUAAUGUUUUCACUCUGAUCUAUGAUCAUGAAACGAGCUAUAAAAACAAAGACAACUUCAACCUACCUGUGCUUACGUCCAUGCUUCGAUUAGGACGCAAGUAUCAAAUAGAGAUUAUCUAUAAAGCUGCCAUUUCUCGCUUGAGAGCUAUUGUGCCAACGACAUUCCAGGAGAUGACGAAGAACAAAUCAAGCCCUCAUCCUCUCCUGAAGGCGGAUGAUACUUUAUUCAGCCUUCUUUCUGUGGUCUUAGAACUCGGAAUUCAAAGGUUCAUGCCUAUGCUCUUCUAUUAUUGUAUAAGCGAGUAUAGUUUGGAACAAAUUAUCAAACGGCAUUCGGGCCCAAAUUCUGAACUACCAUAUGACUGUAUUGCAAAGUUGGUCCUUGGAAGGGAGGACCUCAUGUCUUCCAUCAACAAGAAUCAUCUUGCGUGGGCUCUAGCCGCGGACGUCACAGCUGGUGGAAAGUGCAAAAGCAUGAAUGUGCACUACUACGGAACCUCGAACCCGUGCAAUCUCUUCAGAGCAAAUGCUGCUACAGCCAUCGUUAUCAAAUCUGUCACCCCGGACGUCCGUCUUGCACUUAUGCCUGGUAAUGCUGAUUACCUACGUUUGUUUGAUUCAACGGAUGGGCAAGCAGCUAAUCGCAAUAAUCAAGUCAAGCCUUGUGAGGAAUGUGCAAAAGAAAUAAUAAGGCUUCAAAACGCGUAUCGGAGCCGGGUAUGGGACAACCUUCCGGCCUUCUUCCGGCUUCCGAAGUGGGAAUCCUUGGAGGCAUUGUAA
Messenger RNA from Psilocybe cubensis, 1113 nucleotides. RefSeq lists its product as uncharacterized. Lineage: Eukaryota; Fungi; Basidiomycota; Agaricomycetes; Agaricales; Agrocybaceae. The transcript has 3 exons. The coding region runs from base 1 to 1113 and encodes 370 amino acids. The record is from RefSeq and is a predicted model, not a curated record. Gene Ontology annotation, molecular function: protein binding.